Messenger RNA from Sporothrix brasiliensis 5110, 1512 nucleotides. RefSeq lists its product as uncharacterized. The record is from RefSeq and is a predicted model, not a curated record. The coding region runs from base 1 to 1512 and encodes 503 amino acids. The transcript has a single exon. Lineage: Eukaryota; Fungi; Ascomycota; Sordariomycetes; Ophiostomatales; Ophiostomataceae.
AUGACAGACAGUUUCGAAAGCAACUUACUACGGCUCCUGCAAGCGAUGCAGGAGCAGAAAGACACCUUCACAGCAGAAGCGAAACGGAUAGCCGACCAUUGUCAUUCCGAGCAUGCCGGGGAUGGCACGGCCGCAACAAAUGGAACCAACAACAAGGCAACACAAGGCGGUGAUGUCGAGAUGACGGACGCACCAAGCAAAGAAGCGACAAUAGCGACGCCAGCGACAACCAACUCGGCGAAGGCCUUUUUUUGCCGACCCUGCUACAACGACUUCCUCACCAUGAUCUACCAGACCUACGCAUCGCCCGCACAACCACAAUGGUACGCGACGCAACAGACAUCUUUUGUGGCCGAGGUCGGUCGGCUCCUCGACGACGUGCGCAACCUGCGCGCCCCACUUUCCAGUGUGGACAACUGGAUCAACGCCCGGAAACAGGCGUGGCUACGCAGCCAGCUGCGGGACGCCGUUGCGGUGCAGACGCUGGCCGAGUCGCUGGACGCGGAAAAGGCCGCGUUCCAUGCCCAGCUGGCGGAUCCGACGAUACAGCUGGACGUUCUGCUGCACGCAGUGAUGACCACGGCGGGCAACCAGGUCAACGGUGAGCGUGAGCGCAUUGUGGCGGAUGUGCAGACGGCGACAAAGAAGCUGCAGCAGGCGUCUACCGACAGCAACGAAAAGAGCACCAUUUACCGCGACAACCUGUUCCCGGGGGGUGUGCCGGAUCUGCCGGCCGUUCGCGCGAUCGAGAAGAAGCUGCUGGAUGGCACGGUCGGCCUGGACGGGGGCCUUGGUGACGUGCUUCGAGAAGUCUAUGGAGGCGAGGACGAGGACGCGCGCGCGGCGAAGAUUCAGAAGCACCAGAAGAGGCUGGCAGAGCUGAAGCGGGCAAAAGCGGCGCACGAGGCGCAAAAACUCAAGAAGAUGAAGCCCGUCGAUGUGCCGUACUUUUUGCAGGACGACACGCCGUGCGCGACGUGCGGCAAAGCCGCGGAUCCACAAAAGAGCCCCUUUUGCGAAGUCUGCUUCCUCGAGGUCGACUAUUGCUUGCGCGAGAACCAGACGGUGUGGUGCUCGACGACGUGCAUGAAGGACGACUAUGCGGCGCACCUCGCGGCGAACCACGCGUGCGCAGCUGGCGACCGCUGCACGCGCGCCAAACCCCCUGGCGAUUCCAGCGCAACGCGUCAAGAGCCGCGGUACUAUUUCUGCCGGGAGUGCGUGCUGUCCUUUAGUAUUGGGACGGUCUACUGCAGCGAGCGGUGCGCCGGCCGCGACUUCCAGCCACACCGCGAGAAGGUCCACCUGCCGAACCGCGAGAUGCGCGCCGACUCGCGCGACGAUAGGGGGGAGCUGAGCUACAGCAGCGCGCGCAAGGUGGCCUACACGGCGGCCGACAUUGGCAAGCAUGUGCUAUCGCUGGAUGAGGCGCUGGCCAGCUGCCAGAAGAAGCACCCGGACUGGGACCUCGCGACGACCAAAGUGAAUUUGACGCUGCCGUGGACUGCAUAG